UGUCCCUGCAGACGCGAUGUUGGGGUGGAUCACUGGGCAGGAAGACCAGGUCGCAGGUGCGUGUCUGCUGUCGAGCUGCUUGAGGCGCGCGCCCUCCCCCAAUUGCGGUCCAAUAAUGGCCGUGCAAUUAUCUGACCGAUUCCCAACCGCGGCCACCGCGCGUUGACUUGUUUUUCUAACUUGUUUAUCCCCUUAGACAACUCAAGGACCGGAGAACCACCCGAAACGCCCGCUCCCGUGUUUGCGAUCCGCGCCUUCAAGAGCGCCUUGUUUGGCACCCCCGGUGCCGAUGACGACGUGACCGCCGACCGUACCAUCAAGACAAAGCAGCCAUCGGCCAAUCAGCGCCUGAAUGACCGGCUUUCCUUGAAGCCAUCGAUUGGAACCACCAGAGAUGCUUCCAGGGCUACCAAAGCCGACAUGGACCUGGCAAUGAACGCGAUGGCCUCGCCUACAAAAAGCAUCCUCGUGACCCCCGGAACCGCAUCCAACCGUCGAAAAACCGUCUCGUUCGGCGACAGCGUCGUCGAUAACGAACGCCGACGGGACGACCAAGCCACGAAAUCUUCCAAAACACCAACCUCCUCCUCCAGCAAUUUCAGCAGCCAGUGGUCGGCCAACUUAUCCGACGGAAAAUUCAAGCCUCGCAGUAAACUCACCCAAGCCUUGAUGGAUUCGCGCGACAAGUCUUCCAAGAGCACGGAGCUCUUUUCGUCACAAGACGCCGAGCCCAACCCCUCAUCGGAGGUCGGCACCAAGAUGGCAUCAACGGAAGACGACAACGACGAUACCAUCAACCUGAACGAGCCCCGGUCGCAGUCUGGAAAAUACUGGAAGGCCGAGUUUGAUAAUUACCGGACCAAAACCACCUGGGAGAUCAAGAAGCUCAUCCAGUACCGCUCGGCCGCGAAAACGUACGCCAAAAAGAAAGAUGAAGAAGCGUCGCGAUUGGCCGACAAGCUGAGGGAGGAAGAGAUUAAAGUCGCCGAGAUGGAGCGUCACGUUACCCAACUGGCAUCGACCAUGGUCGGCGAGAGUCCCAAUGCGGAUAAAGAGAAGCUGGUGCAGGAUCUCACCAAGCAGACCGCGUUAGCUUUGCAAUACAAGCACCGUGUUACCUCACUACGCAAACUACUAGAACGGCACGGCGUCGUAGGAAACGAAGUCGACGAUAUCGCUGAGCAGUCCGAAACCGAAAGUUCUUCCGAGAAGGCUACCCAAGAGCUCCACAAGACCCAGCAGGCACUGGAGGAGGCAAAGACCAAGAUCGGGGAGAUGAAGCUUCAACAUUCCGACUUUACCAAACUACAAGAUCUCGCCCGCAGCUCUGAACAGAAGGCCUCCGAGCUGCAGAAGGAAAACGCGUCGCUCAAACAAACCCUCGCCCGGGUGAAGCAGGAGAUGAGCAAAUACGAGGGGCGGCGCAAGGAGAAGGAAGCCAAGCUGAAGCAGCGGGAGGCGAAACUGGAGACGCGCAUCCAGGAGUAUCGGGAACGCUUGAAGACGGCCUCGCAACAGCACCGCGAUCACGAGGAGGACCUGAAAGAGUCCUUCAACGAGGAACGCCGUCGCAUGCAGGAACAAAUCGACCAGUUGAAGAUCAAGCUCACCGCGAUCGAGAGUCUCCCUCAAACCCAGGCGCGAGCGCGCCACUCCGACAGUCCUCGCAAGAACUACACCGGUGUCCACGUGUUCGACUUUGCGCAAAACAGCCCCCAGAAACACCUGGAAGACGACAACACUGCCGACAUCGACGAGCCACCCAGCCCGAGCCCGCGGGCCAAAGAACGACGCUCCUAUCCCUCUAGAUACACCACAACAGGCGACCUCGACCUGAAACGAGCCAUGAAAGCCAUGGGCAUCACCGAUGAAGACCAACUCGCCUACCUUGGCGAAUCCAUCAAACCUCCCAAAUCCCGCUACCACACUGACGAUGAACAACCUACCAUGCCGCCUUCCUCCCCACCCGACUACCCUCACCCACCCACCACUCGCUCACGCCCCAAACAGAAGCCUACCAACCCCGACACCUACCGCAGCCUCUACGCCCCAACCUCCACGACCAUGACCUCCCUUGCGCACCACCUCGCCAACAACCUAGACGACAGCCACCGUGUCCGUCUCCGUGCCCGCCGCUCCCCCUCAAAAUACAGCCUCGACGCAGUCUCCGCCCUCCCGGACUCACACGUCCUCGACCGCGCCAAGCGCCGACAAAGUCUUGCCGCCGUCGUCCCUCGGGACUCGAUCCCGAUGGACCGGAAGCUCCAAGCGCAAGCCCGCCUCAAGCAGCGCAAAGAGGAAUCCCGCAAGGGAAAGGAGAAUAUGCGGGCAUACACAAGCCAGCCGUUAUCGGUCCUUGAACCUAUCUCUUAAUGAUUUCUACGUCGAGGUGAAAUGGAAUGGAUGAUACACCUGAAGAUCAUUCUCUUGUCAUGAGUAGUACCUUGUCUUGUCUACUCCUCUUUCCUUUGUCAUGGAAUAGGUAGUCCUGUCAUUGUCAUUAUCACUGUCCUUGUCCUUAUCCUUGUCUGUUAUGGGGUCUGGUUGGUUGGUGGGUCUGGUCGGUCUGGUUUGAUAUGGUAUGGUAUGGUAUGGUGCGGGAUGGUAUGGUACGGGUUCCUCUAUCGUUGACACUGUUGUUUACUUAGCUUAUUGCUCGUAUGUAAUCUUUAG
Molecule: messenger RNA, 2673 nt
Organism: Aspergillus ibericus CBS 121593
Lineage: Eukaryota; Fungi; Ascomycota; Eurotiomycetes; Eurotiales; Aspergillaceae
Exons: 1
Coding region: 421-2373 (650 amino acids)
Source: RefSeq, a predicted model, not a curated record